AUGGCUGGAGAGCGUAUGGGCUGCUACGAGACACAACGCCUGGUACAAUCAGUGCAACAUAAGCAUCCAAAGACCUACAACGAUAUUACGAACAGCUUUGAUGGUCACGGUGCAGCCGUUGGUGCCAUCUCAUCGAAAGGCAGGAACAAUUACGGUGCUACAUCCAUCGACAAAUUCACGGAUCCUCAGAGUAUUACGCCACCCUGGUCGCCGUCGGUAGCCCCUACUGUGAUGUCACCAAUGCUUAACAGGCUUUCGAAUUGGCAAACGUUCUACCACCUGCUGUCAUUCAUUACAGGGACAGGCAUGCUGUGUCUACCGUUAGCCCUCGUCGAGAUUAAUUGGUAUGGUGUAUUGUUGCUCAUCGCAGCCGCGGCGGUAAGCGCGUACACUUCUAAGCUAUUGGUAGAUGCGCUGGAGGCUGUGCGUUGGCUGAGAGGCACAAAUGUAUCGUACAGCGAUCUUGGUCACGAAUGUUUCGGUGCGGCUGGAAAAUUGGUCACGAGUGUGCUGGUGCACUCCUCAUUUUUGAUUUUGUCCACGGGAUACUUGGCGCUGACGUCGUCUUGCCUUGUUGAUGUCCUGGGACUUCAGUAUGGUACUGUCAUGAUUUUAGUGGCAGUGUGCGUGUGGUUUCAAGUACUUGUACCGUCGCUCAAAGCAUUAGCAGUUCUAUCAGCGGUAAAUGUGGCCUUCAGCUUUUGGAUCGAAUCGGUCAUUCUGGGCGAUGCUAUGUACCCCCUCAAGCAGAUUGCAUUGGAGCAUUCAGACUUUGUUUUUGUGACGCCAGAUCUUUCAAAUGUUACAAUGAUGGAUUCAAGCCAAUGUAGCUCAGUGGUGGCGAGGACGAAGCUGGGAACCACAGCUCUCUUAUAUCUACCUAUUUGCUGCAUCACGUACGCUGUUUAUGGUGCGACACUUCAGGCGCCAGUUUUUUUCAAUAUGCGCAAUAUCGUCGUGCGCAACCUAGCCAUCGUGUUGUAUAGCAUUCACUUACUACUGUCUUACACCAUAACCUUGUUUCCAGUCCAGCGUGCUUUCGAGCGCUGGAUUGUGCAGACAUCUACUGGAAGGGGUUGUAACAGCCCGGUAGAAGUAGCAGCAGCAGCUGGGGCGCUGCCAUUCGUAAACUCUGACCCCGCGCCUCAGAGCGACCAUCAAGAAUAUCAGGAAGGCGUUGAAACUACUGCACGCGUCUUCAGUCGGAGCAUUGUGGUGCUUGUCACACUCUUAUUGGGCUACUACACUGCACCCAGCACAAUCGAUGUCUUUGCGUGGAUGCUGGUACCGACUGCACUUCUGGCGCUCGUGUUACCAUGUGUCUUUUACUGGAAGCUAUGCAGCGAGAGCGCCACACGCACAAAUCGCGUCGCAUCCGUCGUUAUAAGUGUGGUCGCCAUUAUCACUGCGUGUUGGAGUCUUGCUGUGAUUGUCGAGUGCUAG
This is a messenger RNA of Plasmopara halstedii, 1443 nucleotides long. Its product is annotated as vacuolar amino acid transporter 1-like. Gene Ontology annotation, biological process: amino acid transmembrane transport. Bases 1 to 1443 code for a protein of 480 amino acids. Lineage: Eukaryota; Oomycota; Peronosporomycetes; Peronosporales; Peronosporaceae. The transcript is spliced from 2 exons. The record is from RefSeq and is a predicted model, not a curated record. Gene Ontology annotation, cellular component: vacuolar membrane. Gene Ontology annotation, molecular function: amino acid transmembrane transporter activity.